AUGCCCCUACGUCCUAUUAAUUUAAACAGGGUAAAGGGAACAGAGUUAACUCCACACUUACGUGGUAAAAUCUCUAGCCAAGCUGAAAUUGGGAUCCCCACGGCUACUAUUGCGCGACACUUUGGUUUAUCCCCUUCAACCAUCCAAUAUACCCUCGAACAAGAACACGCCCGAGCAGAUGGGAAGACCUGCCCUCGAUCUGGGAGACCCCCUAUUCUCUCUGAGGGUGACAAACGCUUGAUCCUGCGUUUAAUUAAGCGCGAUCCCUUUAUCGUGUAUCGAGAAAUUCGCGACCAAAGCGGAUUAACGGCGUCUGACGACACCCUUCUUCGUCUGGUGAAGUCCUCGGGCUACGGCCAUUGGAAAGCUAGAAAACGACCCUUCCUGACUCCGGAAGUGGCCGCGCCACGUUAUAAAUGGGCUUUGGCCCACCGGAAUUGGAUGUGGGAUGACUGGAUGCGAGUUGUGUGGAGUGAUGAAUGUUCCGUCGAGAUCGGAAAAGGGAAGCGCCACCGUUGGGUCUUCCACCUGAACCACACCAACAAAAAGUACAAAAAAGAACAUGUGAUCACGUACCGGAAGUCGAAAGGUCUCUCUAUCAUGAUUUGGGGCGCGAUCUGGGGUGGUGGUUCCUCGAAAAUAUACCAAAUGGUUCGAGAUGAGGCAUCCGCCCGAAACGGCUACUCUGCACGCUCGUAUCUCGAUGUUUUAGAGGGAAAUCUACCUCAAAUUCUCGAUGAUACCAACCGCAUCUUCAUGCAGGAUAACGCCCCGAUUCAUACGGCUCGUUUAAUCAAGUCGUGGUUGGAUGAGCACGAAUAUGAUGUGAUAAAGUGGCCUCCGUAUUCGCCGGAUCUGAACCCUAUCGAAAAUGCCUGGGCUAAGCUCAAAGAAAUGAUCGAUAGGCUGGAUCCGCACCUGGAAUCAUUUGCUGGAACCCCUUCUGAAUUAAAGGAGCAUUUUUCCGAUUUAAUCGACCGGGCGUGGGAGGAGCUAGGUCAGGAUUACUUUGACAAGUUGGUGAAGACGAUGAACCACAGGGUUGCGUGUUAG
Molecule: messenger RNA, 1053 nt
Organism: Penicillium bovifimosum
Lineage: Eukaryota; Fungi; Ascomycota; Eurotiomycetes; Eurotiales; Aspergillaceae
Exons: 1
Coding region: 1-1053 (350 amino acids)
Biological process (GO): DNA transposition; DNA integration
Molecular function (GO): DNA binding
Source: RefSeq, a predicted model, not a curated record